GAAGGAAGUGACGUGAUAUCUGCGCGUCUGUGCGCGUACGUGCCAGUUCUUAUACCGUCUAUGGUUUCGCUCAUGGUGGUUUCAUCCUCACUGCCGGCGGCCGAGCACUUAAGAACAUUCAGGACAUUACUUUAGCAAAUUCCAUGGCAGGACCAAUUGACCAAGCCAAAAUGAAGUUUUCGAGAAUAGUAAACAGUCGCUCAUACACCCGGUUCAGUCAGUCUCAGAAUCCUGAUGGAGACAGCAGUCGUGUGGUGGUGAAACUCUCUGUGGAAGGUGAGGAGGAGGAGGAAAUGGAUGGUACAGAACAAGGACACGUGCAACGUGACGAGUACAUGAGAUCCAGUGUUUCUCCGCCAUUGAACAAAUGGAGGAUUCUGGUUUGCGUCGGUCUAAUACUGACUGUCCUCUGUGUGGGUAUACUGAUUGGAUACUCUGUCAACCGUAAGUCUGAGUCGCCUUCCUGCCUUUUGGAAAACUCUAAAGUUCAAGAAAAUCAAGAUGUUAAUUAUGAUCCCCCUGCACCCUCUAUGGAUUGGAGUGACAUUGUUCAACUUCUGAAUGAUAAACUGUCAUCUGAAAACAUCAAUAAAAUAUUAAGCGAGAAUUACCAGAAUGGCACUCAGGCAGGAUCACCUUUAGAUAGCAUGUUAGGUGACAAAAUCCAUAAUCUUUUCACGCAACUGAAAAUGGACACCUGGGUUGAUGAGCACUUUGUGAAGCUACAGUAUUCUAACAGCACCAAUCCAAACAAAGUGUGGUUUGGAUCAGAGGAGAUCGGAAGUCCAAAGGGGUUCCUGGCUUACAGUGAAACGGGACGUAAAGAGGGCAGAGUGGUGUACGCCAACUUUGGUGAGCUUUCUGACCUGCAGAAUCUGCAGAACGAAUUCAAAGUGAAUCUAAGUGGCUUUGUCGUACUGAUGAGAGCUGGAGGUAUCAGCAUGGCACAGAAGGUUAUGAAUGCCGCUAAGAUGGGUGCAGUAGCAGCUCUGAUCUUCACAGACCAGCUUGACGAUGAUACUGAGCUCUUUGGUCAUGUUCACCUCGGAUCAGGUGAUCCUUACACCCCAGGAUUCCCUUCUUUUAAUCACACACAGUUUCCUCCAGUCAAGUCCUCUGGUCUUCCAGGAAUUCUCGCCCAGACGAUUACUAAUAAAAUGGCCAAAAAAAUCUUAGCAAAUAUGGUAGUAAGCAGUUCUACUAAAAAUUCAAAUGACCCCUCCCAUUACAAGUUGGGACUAGAAAAAGACAACGUAACCGUAGCUGUCUAUAAUAACCUUGUUGACACCAAGAUCCAUAACGUGUUUGGAGUCAUCAAAGGAUACAUUGACCCUGAUCGCUAUGUCGUGAUUGGAGCGCAGAGGGACUCCCUGAGCUGUGGAUAUGCCAAGUCUACAGUUGGCACUACUCUUCUGAUGGAGCUUGCAAGGGUUUUCACAGAGUUGAAGAAAGACGGUUUCAAACCUAAAAGAAGCAUUGUGUUUGCCAGCUGGACUGCAGGGGAUUUUGGUAACGUCGGAGUUACUGAAUGGCUUGAGGGAUACUGGGCAUCACUGGACAGGAAAGCCUUUGCCUACAUCAGUUUGGAUGGGGUUGUUGCUGGUAAGGGCUCCUUUAGAGCUUCUGCCAGUCCUUUGUUGCACACCCUUCUGCAGAAGACCCUGCAAAAAGUCAAAAACGUUGGGUCAAGUUCAAGCCUUCUUCAGAGUUACGGUGGUAGUUUGUCACCUCUUCUGACGUCCAUGCAGAUGGAUGAUGCUGCAUAUCCUGUCCUGGCCUUUUCUGGAAUCCCAUCUGUGUCUUUUAGUUUCGUCUCUAAUGGCGCUGCUGACUACAAGUAUUUUGGGACCGAUUCUGAUAAUAAAAACCAACUGGAUCUUGUCACGAAUAACACAGUGGUUAAUAUGUCCUUGGUUGCUGCUCAGGUCGCUGGGCAGAUGGCCCUCCGUCUCGUUCAUGACCACAUUCUCAAACUUGACUUUACCACGUAUGGCACCGUGAUCACAAAUCACGUGAGCGCUAUCAUCAAUCGUGUUAACAUUCUCAAAGCUGACAAGGUCAAUAAAAUUGAGUCUUUGUCAACCAAGUGGCUGAUCGCAGCAAAGAGCUCCUAUAGCCGUGCCGCAGACUCUCUAGCUAUUGACAUCCAGGGCAGCGACCUGAAUGACAUCGAGAUGUGUCGCAUAAUCAAUAACCGCAUAAUGAGGGUGGAGCAUAAUCUUCUGUCACCUUACAUCUCUUUGAGAGAGAUCCCGUUCCGCCACGUUUUCUUUGGUAAUGGGUGGCAAACCGCCACAGACCUGGAAAAGUACCUGGAUGAUGUGCAUGCAAACAAAACAAGCUUCGACAUAGACCAGGUCCUAAACAAGUUUGCUCUACUCACCUGGACCAUCCAGGGCUGUGCCAAUGACCUAGCUGGAGAUAUCUGGUCCUUAGACAACGAGAUAUAGAUAUAUAACAACCAACCUGACAUCGGUUUUGCUUCAAUGUGCUUUUCGAUACACACAAAUAAUCCUGCCACUGUGGAAGUAGAUUUGAUUUGGAACGAUGAAUUUUGGCCAAAAUACUUCAAAAUGUAUGAUAGGGCAGCUUUAAGUUAAAUUGUGGAAGUUCUUUAAACAUUAAGAACUAAUUAUUAUUGAGAUAAUAAAUUAUAUAGAUAUCUUUCUUAAUGUAUUACGAUUAUAAUUAUGAUUAUUAUUAGUGCUGGACUAAGGAUAAAUGAUACAAUAUUUGUUCUUCUGCUAACUGAUUUUAGGGUGCUUUGCAAGUUCUAGUUAAAGAUGUUUUUCCUCAUCCGUGACUCGUUAUCAAGUUGCAUGUGGAGUAAACCUCGUUCUCAGCUGCUACUUGGGGAUUUUUGUCCUUUUUGCACUUCAUGUAAAACCCCCAAACAGCCUUUGUGACCAACUGAGGACCAUACUAUAUUUAUUUCUUAUUUAUUUAUCAGUGACAGUGUUCACUAUAAAAGUGUCUUUUUUUUUUUUUAAUUAUCGGAAGCAGUGUCUUCCAUAAUUGUGACGGUUAUACUGUCAGUUCUUAAAAGCAGCAUCUGCUAACAGAAAUGCAUGUUACCAACAGCUUGUAUCAGAAAUGUCUCUUGUUACAGGUGCUUGAGGAAAUAAGCUCAAAAGCACCCGUUUUAUUACUCACGGAGCAGUUCCUCUUCUUUAAAAAAAAAAAAAUUUUUUUUUUUGAAGAAAAGCCCUAAUUUGGUAAAACUGAAACCAGAAAAUAAUAGUUUGGGCUGUUGAGUGAAGAUUUUUUAAAUGGGUUUUCAGAUCAUCUCAUAUUAAAAAAAAAUUUACUUUUAGUUCUAGUUGGUCUGAAACAAAUGAAUUGGCAAAGCAGGUUUCCAUUUUGACCAAACUCGUGGGCUCAAGCAUUAAAGUGACAACAGCAUUUGUUGUAACAUUUAUAUUUCUAUUCUAAAACCAUUAUCGGGAGCAGUGUCUUCCAUAAUGUAGAGUGUUUGAAGGUAGUUUUUGCCUACCGGUGUGUAUAUAUCGAGGGCAGUGAUCCUCAUAUUUCACUGUAGGGUGGAUCAAAUUAUCGGGAACAGUGUUUCCCAUAGUUUAUGAAAAUUUUUAAUUUUUCAUUAUCGUCACGUUUUUUGUGUGGCUUUUUCUGCUUUGUUACUAUUAAUAACUUUAGAAUACUUUUGAAUUUGUGAGUUACAUCUAGUCGUGGCUUUUGUUUAUCAGAGUCAGAUUCUUUUCAGUGUUUUAUUGGGUUACUGUUUCAGAUUUCACUUUUCUGGUCUGAUUUCUCUCAGAUUUGAGCUUUUUGGUUGGGUAUUCCUGUACUUUAUUUCUGUUAUUUUUCUAAGACGGGUGUUAGGAAAGAGGGUGUGUUCAUAUUGCUCAAUGAAUUAAAAAUGAUGAAUGACUGAUUAGCUUACUGCUGAUUUUACGCAAUGGUUUCAUGUUUGAAGGCACUUCUGACAACGUUUGGUGGACACUUUUUGCAAGUUAUGCAUAAUAUUCUGAAACUGUCUUUUCUCCUCUUUGUGGCACUUACCAGAAACAGAAAUUGUUUGAUAUUUCAUAGCGUGUAAAAAUGUGCAUGGAUCAAAUCUUAAUUGACCUUUUAUUUAGACAAGUGGGAAUGAUUUACUAAAUUUAUGUUUAUCAAAAUAAAUAGCAGGGAAGUUAAAAUUGAUUGUUUUGAAUAUAUCCGGAUGUGUUGGGGUCACAACCAAAUUGUUAAUUGUUAGAACUGACAUCUGUCAAAUGUCAACCUUAAUUUUCUCUGUAAUAAACUCUGGCAUUGUAUGUUAA
Molecule: messenger RNA, 4280 nt
Organism: Pimephales promelas (fathead minnow)
Lineage: Eukaryota; Metazoa; Chordata; Actinopteri; Cypriniformes; Leuciscidae
Gene: tfr1b
Product: transferrin receptor 1b
Biological process (GO): intracellular iron ion homeostasis; iron ion transport
Cellular component (GO): external side of plasma membrane
Source: RefSeq, a predicted model, not a curated record